AUGAGCUGGACCGAGUGGCGUGACCGAGUGCAGCACCAUGCUCGUCGCUUUCAGGAGAAGGAUGCCACAACGGUCCUGAAUCGCUACGAGCAGCAGAGGAGAAUCAUGAGCCGGCCGCAGCUCGAAAAGCAUGCCUUUCAUGUGGCAUCCUGGCUGGUGCUUCCAGAGGUGAGAAGAAGCCACGGCGGUUCCGUGGAGGCGCUGCUGUCCAGGUACUUGGAGUCCUUGGAUGGGCAGCCACUUUGCGAGCUCCUGAAAGUGGUUCUGUCACUUGUCUCGGCAAGUUCGGGAGUUGCAGGGCUCUCGGGGUUGCUGGGUAAAGGGCAGAAGAGAAAGGUGGAGAUGAUGCAAGCAGAAGAGCCAGAAAAGCCAGAUUCCGCCAAGCCAGUUGAUGCGUGCGGUGAAAAGGCUGCGAGGCUGAUGCAGAAGGCCAGCCAAACGUGGCAGAACCACCCGUCCGAGUUCCGGGAAGUGUACGUGGAGUCUCUGGAGCAGGAGAUGCAAGAGGCCGAUGGAGCUGAGAACUCGGCCAAGCUGCGCAUGGUCCUGCGCCGAGCCGUAGCUGCGCUUUCCCCGCCACGGCGUCUGGGUGAUGGGUGCGAGGGCAAGUUGCUGGCAUCCCACGCAUCCAACGACCAGGCGACGCUGGCCACCAACCUGCAAUCCCGGCUUCGCAAAAUCGUGCUCUGCUGCCUGGAUCGAGUGGACCUGGCAGAUUUGCGUCUUGCACCGGUGCUGCAAUGCUUGCAGUCACUGCUCCAAAGGUUUCAGGAGCUUGUCACCAGUGAAAGCAGGAUCGCUUGCAAGAAGCAAUGGGCUCGGCUUCAAGCCAAGUGUGCGAGCACCGUGCCGCCCGAAGCAGCAGCAAGCUUGUCAGCGUGUGCAAAGGGAGCCGAAGAUUGUGCUGGCAUUGCCAAGCCCAAGUCUUCAGCAUCAUGCCCCCAUGGCAAGGUGAGACGAAGCUGCGCUCAAUGCACAGGCUGUCCACAUGGCAAGCGGCCUCAACAAUGCCCGCAAUGCAGUGCCUGCCCGCACGGAAAAGUCAAGCGCAAUUGCUCGGAAUGCACACCCUGUCUGCAUGGCAAGGCAAAACGAUUCUGCUCGCAGUGCACGGGAUGUCCGCACAGUAAGCAAAAACAAUUCUGCCUGCUGUGCAGCGCAUGCCCGCACGGAAAGAUCAAGCAGAAUUGCUUGCAGUGCAGCGCAUGCCCACAUGGCAAGAUCAAGCAGAAUUGCUUGCAGUGCAGCGCAUGCCCACAUGUCAAGAUUAAGAAGAACUGUGUGCAGUGCAGCGCAUGCCCGCACGGCAAGCUGAAGAGGAACUGUCUUAUGUGUGCCGAAGCGAGGGGAAAAGUGAACUGCACGCUUUCAGGCUAG
Effrenium voratum is the source of this 1377-nucleotide messenger RNA. The record is from the annotation of a GenBank genome assembly. Lineage: Eukaryota; Dinophyceae; Suessiales; Symbiodiniaceae.